Molecule: messenger RNA, 954 nt
Organism: Arabis nemorensis
Lineage: Eukaryota; Viridiplantae; Streptophyta; Magnoliopsida; Brassicales; Brassicaceae
Source: the annotation of a GenBank genome assembly
AUGUUUAAACUUUGUCUCGCUCUCGUCUUGCUUAUUGCAAUAGAUGCAACUCCGGUUAAAUCCGGCUAUAUUAGUUGCUCCGGAAAUAUAUCAUCAGUGACCGAUAUUGAUCGAGUUCAUUUUGCACUGAACUUAGAAUUCACGGAAGCCGAAUUCUUCUUGAAAGCGUCUACCGGAAAAGGGCUCGAUGCGUUUAACGCGACGCUUGCUAAAGGCGGACCACCCCCGAUUGGGGCCAAGAAAGCCAAUCUUGAUCCUCUAACGAAACGAAUCAUCGAAGAAUUUGGUUAUCAGGAAAUCGGUCAUCUUANGGCGAUUGCGGAUAUGACGGGAGGGAUUCCGCGUCCGCUGUUGAAUCUGACGAGAGAGAACUUCGCCAUGUUCAUGGACAGAGCGGUUGGACGCAGAUCGAAACCGCGGUUCGAUCCUUACGCGAACUCACUCAACUAUCUUUUAGCUUCAUACUAUAUUCCUUAUGUUGGCCUCACCGGUUAUGUCGGAACCAUCCCUUACCUUGUCUACUUCAAUAUCAAGCGGCUUGUGGCGGGUCUUUUGGGAGUGGAAUCGGGUCAAGACGGAGUGAUAAGGACGCUCUUGUACGAGAGACAAAACGAGACGGUGGAGGAAUACGGCGGAGUCACGGUGGCUGAGCUGACCAACGAGAUAUCUAACCUCCGUAACGAGCUUGGUAUGUGCGGGAUCAAAGACGAAGGCUUGUGCGUACCACUGUGGCUAGGAGCGGAGAAUCGCACCACCAGCAACAUCCUCUCCGCUGAUCCAUACUCUCUUUCUUAUGACCGGACACCGCAAGAGAUCCUCAGGGUUAUGUACGGCACUGGAGACGAGCACCGGCCCGGCGGGUUUUGGCCGUGUGGUGCCAACGGGAGGAUCGCGAAGAUGCUUCUUGAUGAAGGUUGUUAUGGUCAUUGCGCUGCAUGCACAGAUGACAAGUGA